Messenger RNA from Dermacentor silvarum, 1076 nucleotides. RefSeq lists its product as uncharacterized. The record is from RefSeq and is a predicted model, not a curated record. The transcript has 9 exons. Lineage: Eukaryota; Metazoa; Arthropoda; Arachnida; Ixodida; Ixodidae. Bases 43 to 756 code for a protein of 237 amino acids.
CAAAACAAUACCACUUUUUUUCGGGGUCAUCUUUCAGAUACAAUGAAGCUCACAGGAUCUCUCGUGUUUCUCGGUGUUCUGGUUGGAGCUUAUGGCGCCGUCUUGAACUCGAGGAACCAGGAUAACGAAUUUGAAGAUGCGAUGCGGAUACACUACCGCAUUUGGGGCGAGAAUCCUUGGGACUAUCCGGGCAACCCCCCUCCCAUCUUCCCGCCCGAUGACUUCCUGCGGUACUCGCAGAUUGGCCACUGGUGGAACCAAGAAAAACCAUGGGAAAACCCUUCGAGGGCUUUGCGGGAUGCACUCGUAGGCAACAAAGAUGACGACGCUGAUGAAUAUCGGAUAUGGGGAAAGUUUCCGUGGGAGCGUCCUGGAAACCCUCCUCCGUUUUUGCCACCGGCCGACACAAGGACUUUCUCACAGAUUGGUCGCUGGGGGAAUCAGGACGUGAACGGAGAACGGACCGGGAGUUUCUUGAGGCCGUUACUUGCGGAAAAUAAAGACGAGACCACCGACCGAGUACCGUCUGUGGGGGAAAUUUCCGUGGGAGCGCCCAGUAAAUCCGCCACCUUUCGUGCCACCGCCAGACACAGCGACGUUCUCACAGAUCGGCCGAUGGUGGAAUCAAGAGGAGAUUGGCGAACGACCUACCAAGCUUUCAAGAUGAAAAGACGUUCAAGCAGAAGCCUACGCAAGAUGUUGAAGAAAAACGCAGCAAGUUUCUACCCUUGCUUCCUCCAAAAGACCACAAGCUGACGAGGGUGGCGCGCUCAGUCUGGCAGAACAAACCUUGGGAGAAGCCAUGGAACCCACCACCGUUCCUGCCUGGCCGCUACCCUCCUCUUCAGUGAAUCGUCCGUGUUUGCUAAAGACUAUGCAUCCACAUCGAAUACGAAACAAGAGACAUCCCGGCCGGGAACAGAAUGAAACCGAUUAACACUUUCGUUCCCUUGAGAGCUCCGGCCAAUGUUCACAGCGGCCGCCCACCAACAUACGCGCCACAAAACGACACUCAACUGAACGAGGCAGUGAAUGAAAAAUAAACGCACACGUCUGAGUCAUUUAGAAAGUAGCUU